Messenger RNA from Aspergillus chevalieri, 1542 nucleotides. RefSeq names its product gluconeogenesis factor YvcK family protein. The transcript has 2 exons. Bases 1 to 1542 code for a protein of 513 amino acids. Gene Ontology annotation, molecular function: LPPG:FO 2-phospho-L-lactate transferase activity. NCBI's taxonomy places the organism in Eukaryota, Fungi, Ascomycota, Eurotiomycetes, Eurotiales, Aspergillaceae. The record is from RefSeq and is a predicted model, not a curated record.
AUGGCUACCCAUAAUAGAGGAAUUGUGGUACUUUCCGGGGGUAGCGCAGCAAACAAUCUCGUGGAUGUCUUUAAUGCAGUGCGCGAGAGCAAGGACUGUUUAUUGAGCUACAUCAUCCCUAUCAGUGACAACGGAGGCUCAUCAUCUGAAUUAAUCCGGAUAUUCGGGGGGCCUGGAAUUGGCGAUGUGAGAAGCCGACUCGUUCGGUUAAUCCCAGAGUCCCCCCCCGAUUCAGAACGGGCAGCCAUCAGGUCUCUGUUCAACCAUCGACUCUCAGCAGACGCAGUGGAAGCCCAGAGAAGUUGGUACUCGAUAGUAGAGGGUACUUCUGAUCUAUGGAAGCGCAUCACACCUGCAAAGAAAGAGCUCAUCCGCUCCUUUUUCAACAUGUUGAAUCUCGAGAUCCUAAAACGUGCUCGACCACCAGCGUCAACCUUCGACUUCACCUCAGCUAGCGUAGGCAACUUAUUUCUGACCGGUGCUCGUCUCUUCUGCGGCAGCUUUGAAAGUGCCAUAUACCUUCUCGGUAAUAUCUGCGGUGUACCGGAGACCGUUCGUGUGAUUCCGGCCAUCAACUCUAACUUCUCGCAUCACAUCUCAGCUUCCCUCGCCAACGGUACCAUCAUUGUGGGACAAAAUAGUAUCUCACACCCAAGUGAGGUGACUGCUCUUCAACCCAAGCCUGGCUCGCGCCGUCCCAGCUUAUUACUAGCAGACGGCGAUGGCGACGACAGCCUUGAAGCUACGGAACCCCCAGACGCGGCUGAUGCUGUCUCAUACGAGGACGACCACCUUCCUGGCUCCUUGCCCACAUUACGAAACAAAAACAUCCAGUUCAGCAAGUCAGAUAACGAGGACCUCCCGGCGCGCAUCACCCGCAUCUGGUACAUCAAUCCUUACGGCCAGGAGAUCCGGCCUCCUGCCAACCCCCGCGUGCUGGAAGCCCUUCGCGAUGCACAAGCUAUUAUCUACAGUAUCGGGUCUCUCUACACAUCCAUCAUACCGUCAAUGAUCCUCCGCGGCGCGGGGCAGAAUAUCGUCUCGAGUUCAGCACGACAUAAAAUCCUCAUCGUCAACGGCAGUCUUGAUCGCGAGACAGGACCGUCUGCGGAACCAUUUACCGCGGUUGACUUCGUCGAAGCUAUUACCCGCGCUGGCGAAGAGAGUCGCGGACGCGGGCCACUCGAGUUCUCUACACCCCCAGCAAUCUCAGCGGAUAAACUACCCUACAAUUCCUACGUCACGCACAUCCUCCACCUCGAAGGCCCAGGAACACCACACGUAGACCGGGAGCGUCUUGCCGGAAUGGGCAUCGAGACUCUUCGUCUCUACGGACGGAAGAUUGUUGCCAAUAAUGGUAAGACAGGUGAGGUGGUGACAAUUGGGAUGAAAUAUGAUCCGAAGGCGCUGGUGCAGGCUUUGGAAGUUGUGCUGGGGAAGAGAGGGGAUGGAAUACUUCGUGGAGCGGCAGGAAGUUGUUUGGGGAGGAGGAAUACGCUGGACCCGGGGAGAAAGAGGGAGGAGAAGCGUGAGGCUAGUUGA